This is a messenger RNA of Python bivittatus (Burmese python), 441 nucleotides long. The record is from RefSeq and is a predicted model, not a curated record. Lineage: Eukaryota; Metazoa; Chordata; Lepidosauria; Squamata; Pythonidae.
GAGGAAGAGGCGCGAGGGUGGACAGCGACCCCCUUUCGCUUCCAGAGGGCUGCCUCGCGCGCCGACCAUGCCAUGAGCGCCGCCGCCUCCUGCUCAGAGCCGCCCCAACUCAGCAGAACCGAGGCGCCGCCGCCGCCUCCUCGCCAUGCACGGGCUGUGCUACUCCCUCUGCUUGGUGGCGGCCGCCGCGGUGGGGUUCUCGAGGGCCAACAGGAACUGCCCGGACCUCGUCGUUGACAGCUGCCUCUGCACCGCCGAGCGCUCCAAGGGACCGGGCCGGCAAACCCUGCGCAUCAAAGUUGUCUGCAGCGGAGGCGAGUUGGCGGAAACUUUGCAUCCCUCCCUGCUGCCCAACCGCACCGUCUCCCUAAUUCUGAGUAAUAACAAGAUCUUAUGGUUAAAGAACAACUCUUUCAUUGGACUCAGAUCCCUGGAGAGACU